AUGGCAACGCAGAAGGAGAAAGAAAGUGUAGUAGGAAAAGGUUUUUACUCCCGGUAUUCUAACAAGCCAUCCUGGUCUGGUUUCCUGAGAAAAGAUGGUUUACAUCCUAAUAAAAGUGGUGAUCUUCGCUUGGCCAAUUAUUUCUGUAGGUUUUUAAAGAAAUGCAUUUCUUCAGAUAAUGCAUCUCGAAAGAGGAAAAAUUGCCAGUUGAUCACCUCGGGAUAUAUUUUGGAUUCUUUGGAGUUUCUUCCAUUGCCUUCCUGUGAUCAGCCUUCAUUUUUAUCAUCAUGGCCACAGCAUUCUGGUUCUGCUGUGCCUUGUAGCGAGGUACCAACUUUUGUUGACUCAGUUCCUUCAUAUGUUUCUUCUUUUCCAUCAGCUUCUCAAAAGGAUCAAAAAUGCCAAUCAAUUGCUCCUAAAUUCAUUUUGGAUUCUACUGAGUUUCCUGCAUUGUCUUCCUCAAGGCAAUCUUCAUUUUUAUCAUCUUGGUCUAAACAUCCUGCUUCUUGGCCUUUGGCACGGCCAUCUGUUUCAGCUUGUGCAGUCUCAACCGCUUCUUGCUCUCUUCCACCCUCUCCGCCUGUGCCUCGCUCUCUUCCACCCUCUCCGCCUGUGCCUCGCUCUCUUCCACCCACUCCGCCUGUGCCUCGCUCUCUUCCACCCACUCCGCCUGUGCCUCGCUCUCCUCCACCCUCUCCGCUCGUGCCUCGCUCUCUUCCACUCUCUCCGCUUGUGCCUCCUACUCUCCCAGCCUCUCCGCCUGUGCCUCCUACUCUCCCAGCCUCUCCGCCUGUGCCUCCUACUCUCCCAGCCUCUCUGCCUGUGCCUCCUACUCUCCCAGCCUCUCUGCCUGUGCCUCCUACUCUCCCAGCCUCUCCGCCUGUGCCUCCUACUCUCCCAGCCUCUCCACCUGUGCCUCCUACUGGUCAUGUUCAAUUUCUUGUACCUAUUGUUUCUUAUAUGCCUAUGGUUCAGUUCUUGCCAUUCCAUUCUGUUGCUGUGUCCUAUCCUCCAUUUUAUGUACCUGUUGUUCCACCAUUUCUACCCGCUGCUGUUUCCUCUCUUCCAACAUGCAGUCAGUCAGUUGUUGCAUGCACUCUGCCAACCCACUCUGAACCAGAACCUGCUCGCACAUCCCCAGUCCACUCUAAACCAAAACCUGCUCGCACAUCUCCAGUCCACUCUGAACCAGAACCUGCUCGCACAUCUCCAGUCCACUCUGAACCAGGAGCUCCUCGCAUUUCCCCAGCCCAGUGUCGGCUAGCAUGUGCUUCUAACAAACUUGGAAAGGCAAGAAUUACUAAGAUAAUGUUACUAGAUGAUUGUAAAGAAGAAAAUAGGACAGAUAUAGUGUUUUGGCCUUCGAUAGCUCAGUUUUUAGAAAACUCAAUCACAUAUAAAUGA
Molecule: messenger RNA, 1404 nt
Organism: Argiope bruennichi
Lineage: Eukaryota; Metazoa; Arthropoda; Arachnida; Araneae; Araneidae
Exons: 5
Coding region: 1-1404 (467 amino acids)
Source: RefSeq, a predicted model, not a curated record